This is a messenger RNA of Sesamum indicum (sesame), 731 nucleotides long. RefSeq names its product membrane magnesium transporter-like protein. Gene Ontology annotation, cellular component: early endosome; Golgi apparatus; EMC complex. NCBI's taxonomy places the organism in Eukaryota, Viridiplantae, Streptophyta, Magnoliopsida, Lamiales, Pedaliaceae. The record is from RefSeq and is a predicted model, not a curated record.
CACACCCGCCUGGGAUCAACAAUCAAUACCACUCCACAAAGUCGCCGGCCGGCGAUUUAUCUCUUUUCAGCGACAACGAAAGACUUAAAGAGAGAACCAUGGGCGUAGGUUUCAUCGUCGGCGUGGUCGGAGUUCUGAUCCUCUCACACGCGGCCUACUCCACCAUUCAGUAUAGGUCUCUGCUCAAGAUCACGGGAGAGGAGUUCUCUGGACCCCCCAUCAAUGUUCUGGUGGAACUGAUAGCGGGACCAGUUUUGUGCUUGUGGGCUGCUUUAACGGUGCCUGGAAAGUUUUUGUCGAUACUUCCCCAUUCAGAUGAGAACAGGGUCGUAACUUUACCUGCCAAUCUGGACUUCAUGAUCUUUAAUCAUCGUGGGAAAGCAUUUCCUCUGGAGUUGGAUUUGAAGGUCUACUGAUGCGCAGCGGCAUAGCAUAUUGGUUUAACCAAUGAGAUAUAGGAUCAAAAUCAUGGACCAGAUGUGAAUCUUACUGAAAAACUAGAAUGGAGUUAUUUAACUGUGUAAAUCGUGACAUGAGGCACAACUGAAUUGCACAAUAUAUUUUCCAUUUAGUGGGCUGCAAGGACGAACUCCAGGGUUGGCAUUCUCUUUUUUAUCUGUUUGUACUGUUUCAAAUGCUUUGAAUUUUGACUUGUUCUGGUGCUAUGGUACGUGUAAUCUGUUAUACAGUCUUGUGGAUGGUAAAUUAGAAUGGUUAAGCUCUUCUUCAAA